Messenger RNA from Contarinia nasturtii (swede midge), 2737 nucleotides. RefSeq names its product protein yellow-like. The coding region runs from base 1040 to 2617 and encodes 525 amino acids. Gene Ontology annotation, cellular component: extracellular region. NCBI's taxonomy places the organism in Eukaryota, Metazoa, Arthropoda, Insecta, Diptera, Cecidomyiidae. The record is from RefSeq and is a predicted model, not a curated record. The transcript is spliced from 5 exons.
AGAUAUGCGAAAAAAAGCAGUGCAACGAAACGCAACAUGAGACGUUUUAAUCACAUGAAAUUAACGUAGUAUCUAUGUUAUUGCUGCGACAAGGAGAGGUAGACCAAGUUCGUUGCAACCGUCGACCAUUCAACAUCUUUGUUUAUUUGUUUAUCUGUUGCUGAAGACAGAUUAAUUAUCCGGUAUAAUAUGUGCAUAUAUUCUUGUAAACAAGUAGUUUUAAGUCACCAUCGUCACACUGCAACUACCGCCAGCUGCCACUCUCGGUUUCGUUUGAAAACGCACAUGUUGUUUGUUGGUUGGUUGGUUGUUGUUUUUUUUUAUCAGCCAAAUGCAAAACGUAACUCGUUUUGUAUGCGCAUUGUCUUCGCUGUGCCAGUGGUUAAAACGCGGUUUAAAUCAUAACGCUCGCUCAUAUUGCUUAUGAAAUCAAUUCCGAGAACAUAUAUUACCAGGUGAUUUCUGAGAUUUGAGUUUAGUUUGAUUUUGAUAAUUGCACAUGCAAUACACGACGCUUAAAACUGGGCCUGGACUAUUGUUUAGCUGAUAACUCAUAAACAUUGAAACAAAGUCUAUUAGUUUGUUUUACAAAGAGCGUUCAUAUCAUUUUAUGAUGCAAUUAAAUGCGAAACAAAACGAAGUCAUCAAGUGUCCUUGUGUGUAAAUCGUCAUAAUUGGUUUUUUGUAAUUCGAAUUGAGUUCGUGUUUUCUUCAUAGUCAGUGGUUUAUGAUAUAGUUAUUGUGUGUUUGUGGUUUGCAACGGCUGUUUUUCAUUACGUGCGAUCUGUAGCAGUUUAAUCAAGUGUGAAUAUGAUAUUGAUGAUUGUGUUAAAUGCACACGUUAUUGAUUGAAAUUAAAAAAAAACAAACUACAAUAACAAACGAUCGAUCUACACGCUGUGUGUGUGCGUGAGCGUGGUGUGUGCACCGGUUAGUAAUCAAUUUUUAACCUUGGUCGAGAUUCGACCAGCCACGCAGUUUUUGCGAAUUUUCGUUCGAAACACACCACACUGAUAUUAGAUAUAACAAUUAAAUAAAAAUGCGAUUGAUGCAAAUACAAUCACUUCUAGUCGCAUUGUUGUGUGCAUUAUGUUUGGUCAGCGAUGCAGUUUCACCGUUUAAAAGUCGUGGCAAUGGAAUCGGUGUCGGCGUUAUGAUGAACAAUCCAACGGCAAAUCCACCAAAUUUAUUUUCACCGAUAUUAGGCAGUCAUGGUGGCAUUCGACCGCAGAAUUAUAUUUUUGGCGAUAAAUUUGGUGAAAAAUUUCCACAAUAUCAAAGUCAAACGCCAGUGCUGAGCUAUGUACCACCACAUCAUAAUUAUCACAAUAAAUUUCAAAAUCAUUUUAGUGGAUCACAUCAAACCAAUAUAAAUCGACCGCGACAAUUUCGAAAUCCAUUCGAUGUAAUCUAUGAAUGGCAUCAACUUGAUUUUGAAUAUCCAACAUUUUUAGAUCGACAACGUGCUAUUUUAAAUGGUGAUUUUAUUCCAACAAAUAAUGUACCUUUAGGUGUAGAUCGAUGGCGAAAUCGAUUGUUUGUCACGAUGCCACGAUGGAAAAAUGGCAUUCCAGCUUCAUUAGCUUCAUUGCCGUUGCCAGCGCUCGAUCGAUCUCCACCGAUGCGCCCGUAUCCAACUUGGGAUUGGCAUUCUAACCCAGAAGCGUUACAACCCGAUUGCACACGUUUGAUGUCUGUCUACCGUAUUUGGGUCGAUGAAUGUGAUCGUCUGUGGGUGCUGGAUUCUGGCAUUAUUAAUGCAACAAUUCAAAUAAAUCCAGUUUGCCCACCAAAACUACUUGUUUUCGAUUUACGUACCGAUCAACCGAUUUUCUCUUACGAAUUUCCACCGGAUCAAGUAAAAGAGGAUUCAUUACAUUCAAAUUUAAUUGUUGACAUUCGUAACGGACGAUGCAAUGAUGCGCACGCUUACAUAACGGACGUUUGGCGUUAUGGCAUCACCGUAUUUAGUUUAGCCAAAGGUCGUAGUUGGCGCAUUUCACAUCAUUUCUUCUAUCCAAAUCCAGAAGCAUGUGAUUAUACAUUGAAUGGCUUGAAUUUUCAAUGGACCGACGGUGUGUUUGGAAUGAGUCUAUCACCAAUUAACGAACCACCAGAUCGUUUACUUUUUUUCCAUCCGAUGUCAAGUUUUGGGGAAUUUCUCGUGAGUACAAGUGUUUUGCGCAAUGAAUCCGCUUGGACGUUAAACAAUGGUGCUGGCCAAGCCGGUUCAUUUGUUCAAAUUGGCGAUCGUGGCAACCGGGGACAGUCUUCAACGUCAGGCAUCGAUCGAAAUAACGUACAAUUCUUUACGUUAGUACAACAAAAUGCGGUCGGAUGCUGGGACAGCGAUCAACCUUACUUCCAAAAUACUAUCGAUAUCGUUGCACAAGAUAAUACAACUUUAAUAUUUCCAAAUGAUUUGAAAGUGGAUCAAGAACUUGAUCAGGGUGUAUGGGUGCUAAGCAAUCGUUUGCCGGUGUAUUUGUAUUCACAACUUGAUUUCACUGACAUCAAUUUCCGAAUUCAACGAGCUAGCACUCGUGAUGCUAUUAUCGGCACGGCGUGCGACACAAACAUUCUAAAACAACCAUUGCAUACAUUAGCAAUGCCUUGAAGUGACAAACAUUUUUCCACUCUCAUUUCAGUAUUAUGAAUAAAUAAUAAAUAAAUUUACUGUUUUUUCCUUCACUUUAGCUUCAAUUCUACCUGCUUACAGCUUCAUUAACUAUAUUUU